UAGGUCACGUGAUUUUGUUUACUACGAGAACGCGUGAGCUGUUUAAGCUGGAAACCUUAUAUCUAACAGUUAAAAUAUUGAGGGGUUAUAAAUAAAAACAAAUGUAAUCUUUGAUAACGUUUAUCUUUGUUAAUAAAUGUUAUGGCUCCUCCAUUUUAGGAUAAUGCUAGCCGUAGCUUCUCGGCUUUGGUGGCUAAGCUAGCUACAAUCUCAUGAAUCGUCGUCGGUGGUUUAAUUGUCGCUAACACCAGCAGCUAUGCGCUCUUUAAACUAUGUGCAGCGGGUUAGCUUGGAUUUUACAGGAACUCUGUUUCCCCAUGCGAUUUGUUUGGGAGACGCCGACAACGACACGCUGAACGAGCUGGUUGUAGGAGACACCAGUGGGAAGCUCCUUGUGUAUAAGAACGAUGACUCCAAACCCUGGAUGACGAGAACCUGUGUUGGCAUGCUGACUUGUGUUGCAGUUGGAGAUGUCUGCAAUCGAGGAAAGAACCUGGUGGUGGCUGUAGGUGCCGAGGGCUGGUUUCACCUCUUUGACCUUACGGCUGCUGCAGCAGGAAAAUGCGAUUCGUCCAGUCAACAUGAAUUCCUCUCUGCCGACGACCAGAAGCCGUUCUUCACCCAACAUAUUCCUGCCAACACUAAAGUCAUUCUCAUCAGUGAUAUUGAUGGUGACGGACGUUGUGAGCUGGUGGUGGGCUACACAGACCGGGUGGUGCGAGCUUUUCGAUGGGAGGAGCCCUCUGAAGGGACAGAUCUGGGAUCUGGCCAGCUGGUUCUGCUGAAGAAAUGGCUCUUGGAGGGACAGGUUGACAGUCUGUCAGUGAACCCAGGCCCAGAGGGAUUACCAGAACUGAUGGUCUCCCAGCCAGGAUGUGGCUACGCCAUCCUGCUGUGUUCCUGGACACAGCAGGACUCUAGUAGCUCAGGAGAAGAUGGACCCGCCACACCCGGGAGCGAGGGGCCCUCAAGAGAUGUGGUUCUCCACCUGACCACUGGACGGAUUCACAACAAGAACGUUUCCACUCAUCUUAUUGGAAGUAUAAGCAAAGGAUCAAAAGAGGAAUCGUCUAAAUGUGGACUGUUUGCUCUCUGUACUUUAGAUGGAACGCUGAAGUUAAUGGACAGCUCCCAGCAGCUGUUGUGGUCCGUCCAGGUGGAUCAUCAGCUCUUUGCUCUGCAGAAGCUCGAUGUCACUGGUGACGGCAGAGAGGAGGUGGUUGCCUGUGCCUGGGAUGGUCAAACCUACAUCAUCGAUCACAACAGAACAGUCGUUCGGUUCCAGUUCGACGAGAACGUCAACGCCUUCUGCGCAGGCCAGUACACGUGUAAGGAGGGUAAAAACAGCCCCUGCCUCGUCUAUGUGAGUUUUAGUCACAAGAUCCACAUCUACUGGAAGGUGGAGCUGGAACGCAUGGAGUCCACCAACUUGCUGAAGGUGCUGGAGGAGAAAGCUGAGUUCAAAAGCCACCUGAAGGCGCUGGGAGUCGACGCUGAGGACGCUGCGGCGGUGAGGACGCUGGUGGCAGAUCUCCUCUACGGUGGUUCACAGACGUAGCCCAGCCCUCUGCUAAUAAACACCGUCCUUCCCCAGA
Messenger RNA from Betta splendens (Siamese fighting fish), 1595 nucleotides. RefSeq names its product integrin alpha FG-GAP repeat containing 2 (gene itfg2). The record is from RefSeq and is a predicted model, not a curated record. Bases 257 to 1558 code for a protein of 433 amino acids. Lineage: Eukaryota; Metazoa; Chordata; Actinopteri; Anabantiformes; Osphronemidae. Gene Ontology annotation, cellular component: KICSTOR complex. Gene Ontology annotation, biological process: regulation of TOR signaling. Gene Ontology annotation, molecular function: protein binding. The transcript has 12 exons.